Pyricularia pennisetigena is the source of this 393-nucleotide messenger RNA. RefSeq lists its product as uncharacterized. The coding region runs from base 1 to 393 and encodes 130 amino acids. The transcript is spliced from 2 exons. Lineage: Eukaryota; Fungi; Ascomycota; Sordariomycetes; Magnaporthales; Pyriculariaceae. The record is from RefSeq and is a predicted model, not a curated record.
AUGUAUAGCACGAAUCGUCUCCUAGACCCGGUGACGCUAGUGUUGGGGUUUAUAAGCGCUCCACGGCUGUUGGGAGGCUGCGCUUCGAUAUGCCAGCAUCAGAACAUCGGCGAGGCGCUGGUGACACCGAAUCCUAUCCCUUUUGUCCGCUGGGGAAUGGCAAAACGGUAUGACAUGUUGGCCGAGAGCAGCAAAAAUACAAUCCUGCGUCGAAGCAGCUCCAGUCAGAAGACCUCGGCCAUCACAGCCUUCUCCAACUCGACGAUGGCUUCAUCUCGGCCCGGCGUGACUGAGUCGGCCGCCUGUCAACUAGGCAAUCAUCAAGCUAUACCCUACAGGGAUCGCGUCCGCCCAGGCAGGUUACUGAGUGGACGACUCCAGCUGCUCGCCUAG